Messenger RNA from Lodderomyces oxycetoniae, 2082 nucleotides. RefSeq lists its product as uncharacterized. Bases 1 to 2082 code for a protein of 693 amino acids. The transcript has a single exon. Gene Ontology annotation, cellular component: HDA1 complex. The record is from RefSeq and is a predicted model, not a curated record. Lineage: Eukaryota; Fungi; Ascomycota; Pichiomycetes; Serinales; Debaryomycetaceae.
AUGGACAUGUUGUCGACGGAUCCUCCGUCGUCAAUAUAUGGCAAUGUGGAUGAAUAUGGUUUGAGCAAUGGUGGGAAUUUCAACACGUUGAGCGAGACAAGAAUGUCAAGCUCCCAACAACAACAACAAGGACAAGAACAACAACGAAUAAAUUUGCAACAAUUGGCUCAAUUUGGUUCUAAGGUUUUCCACAUACCCACAAGACUUAGUCGGAUACAGAUAUUGAUCAUUCAGCUGCUACUUUACUUGUUUAGUGACACAUUACUCAAUGAAAUGAAAGCUAGGAGAAAAAAAUCCAAUAUUGAGAGUUUACUACAAGUAUCUAGUAUUCCCUCCAGAGACAACUCUUCAGACCAGGCCAAUGGCGAUAUGGAGUUUCCGGGGAAUGCACAUGAACUCGUUUCGUUAUGUUUUGAGAAAUUGGCAGUUGUUAAUAAUAACCCUGGGCUACUUGUUGAGCAUUUUAUCCCCAAAAAAUUAUUAUUACUGGAGACUAAUGAGUUGCAGACUCUUAUGUCGGGGAAAUACGAAUUGUUUAACAAGAUUAUUGAUUCGCUUAUACUGGAAAAAAGGGAUGAAGUUUAUUCCAUAUUGGUGGUUGCUAAGAAUAACAAGGAAUUGGAAUUGAUUGAAGGGAUCAUAAUUGGGAAAGAUUUGAGAUAUACCAAUUCUAGUAAUAUAAAAUUGUAUGAUGAUAAACGAAAGUUUUGUAAAGAUGAACUGAGAGAAGGAGGAGAAGGAGGAGAAGAAAGAGGAGGAGGGGGAGGGGGAGGAGGAGGAGAAGAAGAAGGAGGUGGCAAAGGAGCAGUCUUUGUCAAUUUGAUUCAAAAGCAACAAUUGUACAAUAAUUAUAUGAACCAGUCAUCAUCGACGAGUUAUAAGUUUGUGUUUUCCUUUGACAGUGACAUCGAUGCAACGAAUCCAAGUAUCGAAAUGCUACGAUCAGAUAGUAAUUGCCCUAUAUUUAUACCUGUGCCUAUAUAUUCCAGUGAUCAUUUGAAAUUACAUAUAGCUAAACCUAGACAUGGCGGUUUUGAUGAAGAGAACGAAUUGCAUGAAUGGAGACUAAAAGUUUUGAAUACGUUAGUUGUGAACAAUUUUAAUCUUCAAGAGGAUCUUGAUAACGAUUUUUACUAUGAUAAUUAUGGGGCUCAAAUGAAGAGAUUUGUAAGUAAUAUUGAUCAGCCCGAUGAGUUAGUUUCUUUGUUAGCCAAGUACGAUGAUCAGUUAGUUUUGAAUUAUUCAGAAGAGAAAUUGAGAAAAAAACUAAGCUUUAAGAAUGAUUUUAGUCAUUUUCUGAAGACUGGCCAAAAACUUUCAAUUGAGAAUUUUAGUUGUCAAUUAUCGAAAUUAUUGCAAAUGAAAUUAAUUGAAAUCAAGGAGGAAGUGGAUCAUAUUGAGAAGAUAGAACUACCAGUUAAGAGGAAACUUGAAACUUCAAGACAAGUUCAUUUUGAUGAAGAUGAGAAUUUGAUAGCUGAAAAUUACCCCAAAUUUCGAAGAUUGACUGAAGAAGCGUCAUUUUUAGAUCGGAAACUAUCACGAUUUGAGAAUGAUUUGAAAGUGAAGCAGGAUAAGCUAUCUGAACUAAAUGAUAAGAUUAGUGAGUUGAAUAACAAAACAAAGCCAGAUGAUGGCCAAAUCACCAUAGAAACUCUAAGUGCACAAUCUAGAUUAAUAACUGAUCUUGAAAAAGAGUUGAGUUUAUUGCAAUCGGAAAAUCAAAAAGUCAAUAAUGAAACAGAAACAAUGAGGCAAAAAUAUCAAGAAAGUUCAACUGAAGCAGUUUCUCAAUUGAACAAAUUGAAUCAGGUUAAGCAACAACAAUAUCAAAAGCUAGCGCGAAAGCUAGCUUUACCAGGUUUGGCUCAACUACCAGAUUUGAUUCAUCGUGAUUGUUUAAGCAAUUAUCAAUAUAAAUUGACGAGGUUGAGAGCAAGAAAUAAGUUUUUGAAAUCGUUUCUUGAGGAUAAAAUUGAUAAGUUGUGUAAUGAAAGACAGCAAAUUAUGGAGAAUAGUACAUCUACUGGGUCCAGUAGUCGACCUAGUAAUAGGAUAAGUAGAGAUUCCACCCCAUUGUAG